This is a messenger RNA of Hyposmocoma kahamanoa, 3413 nucleotides long. RefSeq lists its product as uncharacterized. Lineage: Eukaryota; Metazoa; Arthropoda; Insecta; Lepidoptera; Cosmopterigidae. The record is from RefSeq and is a predicted model, not a curated record. The transcript is spliced from 3 exons. Bases 168 to 1346 code for a protein of 392 amino acids.
UGUUUUUUAACAGAUUUUUAACUUCAAUUAUCACAUUUAGGAUAACCUUUUCUAUGACCGACCUACAGCUGUCACGGUGCAAAAUUAUCAAUCACCGACAUAGAACAGAAUAGGCGUUACACAAUCCGGUACUAGGUCAGUAGAAACUCGUUCGUCGCCCGCGCAACAUGUCGCCAGCCGAAGUCACGCUGCGGGAACUCCUGCGCACCGUCGCCGAAAAACAUUACCACGACGAGUACGAACUCAAAAUCAAGAGCUUUCACAGUGGAGGGGCAAAUUAUACUUCAGAGUUAUUCUCGGUUACGUUAACAUCAAAGGAUAAAGAAGACUUGCGUCUAUUUGCAAAAGUUGCCAUCGUCGGUGAUAGAAUGCGAGAACUAAUGAACGCAACGAAGAUGUUCGCCAUAGAGGGCUUUUUCUACAAUGAAUUAGUAAAAACAUACGAAGAUUUACAAGAUAAACACGGUGUUGUGGGAGACGACAGGUGCGAGAUACCAAAGUUUUACGGCUGCAAUUCGAAAAUUGGCGAAGAGACGGUAGUCUUGGAAGAUUUAGCUGCGAGAGGCUAUUACGGUUACAAUAGGCACAAGUCCUUGGAUUGGUACCACGCUUCAAGCGCCAUUGAAGAGCUAGCGAAGUUUCACGCUUUGUCAUUUGCGUAUCAGAACGAGCGGCCGGAGGAAUUCGACCGGGUAAUGAAAUAUUUAUGGUUCACCAAGCCGAACUCCGACGAGGCUGUGAAAGACGCAUAUUUUCCUAAAUUGAUAUCGCAGGCUUUGAAACACAUUGCGAAUGAAAACCAUAGGGAACGAGUGAUGAAGUUCAUGGAAAUUGAUGGGGCGGAGAUGUACGAGAGGUUCAACAGGCCGUUCGGCCAUCCCGUCUUAAUACAUGGGGACUACAGAACCAGCAAUUUGUUCUUCAAAAAGAAGGGAGAAAAACUUCAUACAAUUCCCGUGGAUUUUCAAACGGUCCACACCGGUUGCGUGGUCAGCGACUUCAUCUACUUCAUCUUCGUGGGCUCUGACUCUUCAUUCAGGCAGGAGCAUCUUCAGACCCUCAUAGAGCUGUAUUACGAGACGCUUUGUGUAUCCAUGAAAAGGCUCGGAGUAGAUUGUGCCGAGGUGUACCCGAGGAAGGAGUUUGACAGGGAAUUGAAGGAGGUGCUCCCCUACGCUGUGUUCCUAGGAAUAGCCCUCCUACCAGUGGUACUGGUAGAGGCGGAGAACGCACCACGCGUCGACGGAGACUCGGACGUCGACAACUUUCUCCUCGCCCCCAACGAUCUUUACGUGGAGCGUUUCAGGGGCAUUGUUGAAGACUGCAUCAAACUUGGAGCUAUUUAGAUUUUGGGACAAUUUUAUUUGACAUAGAUAAGGAUAGGUAAAUUUAGAAUAAAGUUAGGUUAACGCAGUAAAAUUAUCUCAAUGCCACUUUUGCCUUGACUCACUGAACAAUAUUCUCACUUUAAUGUUUCAUCGUUUGCCCAUUAUGUGCUAUUAAUGGAAUAUGUGAGAAGACCAAGAGCGGUGGUAGGCCCACAGUCGGAGAAUGCUUGUUCCUUGUUGUACUUCUGGCUGGGAACACAUCGUGAUUAUACUCUGACUGACUGUAGCCUAAAUUCUCUCUUCGAGGAAACCUGAAGUGAGGUUGAGUUGACCAUUAAUUUGUCAGUUGUUUUGUUAAUGAUCUACAGACUGCCGGAGUUCAGAGAUGUUGUGGCGUAAUUGUAAAAUAAACUAAUUUCAAUUGAACCAUAUUAUUAUACUCGAAUAGUACAAAUAAAUCAAAUAGAAGUUUAUCAUUUAAUGUUAUACUAUCAAAUUUAUCAGUAUUUUAAGUUUAUUUACGGAUUUUUAAUCAAAAAGACACCACACUAAAGUACACAAAAAUAUUAAAACAACAUAAUACAUAAAGAACUCUUUUUGCCUAUAAAUCCACAAUUUAACUAUUUAUAAAUACAUAAAAAAUGAAUUGAGACCACUUAAUGUGUAGUAGGAUUAAGUUGACUAGUAAUAACUAGUAAUUUUAAUAAUUGAAUCAAUGUAAGGUGACUUAGUUAAUAACUAGAACAAGUUGCUAAGGUAUGCCACGCACUUCACGAUUGUUCUUCACGUUGUUAUUGAAGUGGAAACUGGUCGAUCGCGGUAAGGAAAUGUGUACUACCAAAACGAUUCUUGAAUUUUACAAGUGUUGAAAAAAAAAAUGCUUUCAUCACACCUAGAUUUCUGUUUAUUUAAUGAAAUAACAAUUGCGACGACACAUUAAUAAUUAAUAUGGUAAUCAUUUCAUGUACGAGUACAUAAUCUUUGUUUUGAUGAACGUCAAUCCUAUAUUUUAUUAUGGGUUUUUUUUACGAAUUGUAUAAUGUAUUAUUCGGAUAAGAUUUAAUUGAAUUACACUUCAUCAGUGUACAUUGUUUAAUGUGCUUUAGAACUAUUAAUACUUAGUAACUAUAACAUAAAGCGAGACAUUGACUUUCCUACUGGUGGACAGAACAAGUUACGUAAGGGAGUCACUAUACUUAUCGACGUUGAAUUAGUUUGAACCGUUCAGAAAUCAAAACAACGCAUGCAAUAAGUGCAAAACUGUCCUGCAUUUUGUUUCGGCCGGUGGGGCAUUGCAUAAUGAUCUUUUCACUCUUUUAGCAUGCACACAAAGUAAUUUUCUGACCAGCCUAAUUGCGUCGACAAGAGCGAUGAUUCCCUAUGACAUACUUUAAAUUAAAUGUGUAAUCGAUAUCAGGUUUUGAGACUGCGGCAAAGAAAUUAUGUGCACUACUCUUAGCAAAAAGUUUUUUAUUAUUGUAACCGCACCUCAGUACACUCGUGUCGAUUGACAUUUAGGGCUGUGAAUGACCCGCUUUAUAAGAUAUCGUUUAUAACAAACUUGAGGCUGUUUACGGCAGAGGGUAGCCAGACCAGUACAUAGAAACAUGCCAAUAGUCAUGUAGCACCUUAAAUUACUUCUUACGCGACCUUGUAUAUGACAACACAGUGUAUUUCUGCUACUUAUUAACCAAUGACCUUAAUAAAGCUACCCGCGUCAUCGACCUGGAGCUCCCACACUAUCCUCUAAGGCACGACACGUCGAAUUUAUUAUUCCCAUUUAAAUGUAGAUACUCUAUAUUUAGUUGGAAUAUGGGAAUGUGCUCUAGAUGGAUGUCGUGAGCAGCUCUAUUGUAUAUAGUUCUUAAUACUAUUAGGUUUAGUAUCAGGCGGCACCUUCUGUCUUUCAUUCGUAAGUUGUGAAUAUUGCGGGACCAAUUUGAUCAAACAACUUAAUCUAUAGAUGUAAUGUUAAAGCAUAAUAAUGAAAAAAAUUAGAAUAAUAAUGAAGAUUGUGAUAAGAUUAAUUGAAAUUUUCAAGCGACGGACGAGUGUGAAAUUAAUUUCGUGUGUUUUAUGUUUAUU